This is a messenger RNA of Bolinopsis microptera, 4966 nucleotides long. Its product is annotated as serine/threonine-protein kinase PRP4 homolog. The record is from RefSeq and is a predicted model, not a curated record. Bases 1815 to 4634 code for a protein of 939 amino acids. Lineage: Eukaryota; Metazoa; Ctenophora; Tentaculata; Lobata; Bolinopsidae. Gene Ontology annotation, molecular function: ATP binding; protein serine/threonine kinase activity. The transcript is spliced from 19 exons. Gene Ontology annotation, biological process: mRNA cis splicing, via spliceosome; peptidyl-threonine phosphorylation; peptidyl-serine phosphorylation.
AAAUAUUUAUAGGGAGCUGAUAUGGGUUCUAAAUCCCGCUCCAGAUCGAAGGAGAGAAGUAGAGGAGGUACGGUUGAUAAAGAUAGAUCCAAAUCUAAGGAGAAAUCAAAAUCAGAAGACAGACAGAGAUCCAAAGAAAAAUCCAAAUCUAAGAGUAGAUCCAGAUCCAGGUCAAAACGCCGAUCUAGGUCUAAAGACAGAUCCAGAUCUAAAGAAAAACGAUCACGUAGGUCGUCCCGCUCAGGAUCUCGCUCACGUGACAGGAGACAUCGUUCAAAAUCACCUGACCGACGUAGACGGAGAUCCCGAUCUGAUUCGAGAUCUCGGCACUACAACCGUUACAGUGACCAGUAUUGGCGAGAACAAGGCGGCCCUGAGUACAGGAUCGGACGAGACGGAACUGUUUAUUACUACAGUGAACGAAACGGGAGACCCUUUGAGAUUAGACCAGGAGAUUGGACAUGUUGUCGGUGCAAGCAGAAUAACUUUGCGAGGAACAGGGAGUGUUAUCGAUGUAGAGAACUGAAGGGCAGUGCUGAGCUCACCAUGGAUGUGUGCCGGAGAGAGGGAAAGAAGGACAGGUCUAGGUCGAGAUCUAGAGAUAGAGAUAGGCGGAGGAGAAAGUCUUCGUCACGAUCUCGGGGUUCCUCAAGGAGGCGUUCUCGGUCCCGAUCCGGCAGUGGAAGUAGCAGUUCCCGAUCCAGAUCAAGGAGUCCUAAGAAAAGCAAGAGCAGCAAAUCUGCUGCAGAAAUCGCUGCAAAUUGAGAGAGCGGUUCUGAUAAGAAAGUGGUAACUGAUAAGAGUGCUGAUGGUAGUCGAUAAGUUAUUCCGAUAAGAUCUGAUAAGAUAAGAUAAUUGGUGAGGUUGAUAACCCAAGAUAAAUCAGAUAAUGGAGACAAGUGAUGUUGCGAGCUGGCUCAGCGCUAGCGGCUCAGUUGCCAGAUUCCGUACAAAUCCCUCUUUUGCCACCGUGAUAUCCUUCAAAACUGGUUACAACAUAUUUGUGGUCAGAUGAAGCAGUCGUUCGGGGAUCAACAGAGUGGAUAUUUGCCGGACCAUCUUGUCAUCUGUUGAACCAACUGCUAGUUUGUAUGGGACAAAAUACACUGUUUUGUUAAACUGCCAAUAUGUAGACGUAUUUAUAUUGUGAGAUGUUAUUAGAUAUUAUUAGUAUGACUUAGUGAAUAUUUACAUUAUUAAGAUUUAAUUUAUUCAUUACAUCACUUUUUCAGAAGUUUAUAUUCAGCACAGCUGACUCACUGUAAGAAUGGUAAUUUUAUCGCAGUUAUACGACUAUCUUUUUCAUACACAAUAAACAGUUAACACAUUCUAAUAUACUGUAUCAGUAUUUCAACUUUAAGCCACCACUUACGUUCAUAUUGUGUACCCAUUCUACAGCUUACGUUAUUUUAUCCAUUCGCAUUUCCAAUUUGAUUUGAAGUUAUUUUUGGCUACGGGAUUUUAUAAUCUAUACAUUUUGAAUUUCCAUCUUUAAUUGUAAAUUGUGUUGGUUGUCUUGAUAUCUUACUUACUGUAUUUAUUGAAUGUAACAUGACAUGAGAUUGUUUACAAUAAAGGUUAACCUCUUCAGAUGACCAGGUGAAGGAACGUUAACAGCAGCUGAUCAUACGCUAUCUAUGACGUGUCCUAUAUUGUGAUAUGGACUAACGAACAGUUGAAGUAUUAUCUCCCACUACAAUUGUAAUUUUACACUUUCUUCUUCUCUUACUCGAGUUUGAACUUACUUUCAGAGGCAUCGCAUCAUGAAUAAUCCAACCACUUGAGAUGGCUAAAGGUGUUAUCAAGUGCAAGUCAUGAUCGAGAUAGAAUCAGAGGAGGUGAUAGCCGAGAAGAAGGCAAAGAAGAAGGUGAAAAAAGAUAAAAAGAAAGCGAAGAAAGCAAAAAAGGAAAUGAAGAAGAUUAAGAAGAAAGCAAAGUAUGGAAAUUUCAAUGAGGCGGCGUUGACAGUGUCAGAGUUAGAGGAACAGCAACGAAGACUGAGGGCGGCAUUGAACAUGUCCAGCCCUUCUGAUGAAGAAGAUGGUGAAAUAAUCGACAAGUCUGGAUCAGUGAAGAAAGUUGAGUACCCCUGGUUUGCUAAAACGUACAGUGAAUCACCUCGUCACACGGAAACAUCAGAACCACGUCAACCUUACCGAGAACCUCCAACACCCACUGAGGAGGACGCCCGAGUCCUCACACCCUCUCCUCCUAAAAAAGAGAAGAAAUCGCACAAACACAAGUCCAAAUCUCCCAAGAAAGAUCGGGAACAUUCGAGAAGGUCACAUCGUUCAAAGUCGGGCAGUAGAUCGAGAAGAGAUAGCAGAGAAGAUGAGAAGAGACGGAGAUCGAAGAGAGAUGAAGAGUCGGAGAGGAAAAGUAGGAAGACAGAUGAUAGGAAGAGACAAAGGAGUGAUGAGAGGGAGAAGAAGAGGAGAUCGAGGAGUAAGGAGGAUAGAAACAGUCUCCCAGAUCGCAAGAUAAGUUCUACUAGGAAACGAAGCAGGUCACUCUCAAAGUCCAGCCUUAGUCCAAAACGUCAGAAGAGUUCGCCUAGACGUCGGGACGGUGGUAAAGAUAACUCCGUUAAAACACGUGACCCUUCCCCUAAGAAGAGGGAGGCGACACCACCGAGAGCAGAAGGAUGUCUGCCAACACUUCGCGUUCCAUCACCAAUCAAGAACCAAGAUAACGGCCAAGAUCGCCCUUCAAAAGACCGACCUCGUUCUCCCUCCAGACGAUCAGAUAACCGUCAGCGCUCCCCUCCCAGACGAUCAUCAGAUCGACCACCACACUCCCCAACCCGGAGAUCUAAUGACCGGCCCCCGGUUAGAAGAUCAGCUGAUAAACCACGCUCACCCUCGAGACGGUCUCCUCCGCGGUAUAAUCCCAGAUAUGACCGCGGACAAGCCCGACGGUCACCUCGACGGCAGUCUCCUCGACGGUGGUCACCUCGUAGCAGACUGAGGAGAAGUUAUGAUAGAGAUAGGCCCGAUGAGAGAAAGGAGAAAGCUCAGUCUUCUGAUGACGAGAUCCUGGAUAUAGAGUUAAAAGAGAGUGAUGAUGAGGAAGCUAUUAUUGCCGCUCGAAGAUCCCGACAUGCGGAUAUCAAAGCUAAAAUAGAGUCUGAAAAGAAAGCUGAGGAAGAAAAGAAGACUGUUGAGGCCAAAGAAAAGUUAGAAGAAGCGAAGAAAGUUUUGGAGGAAGAAAGGAAGAAAACUGCAGCUGCACGAAGGAAGAAGAGGAAAAGUUCUAGCAGUUCUAGUAGUGGUAGCAGCAGCGACGAUUCCAGUUCCUCCUCAAGCUCAUCUGACAGUAGUGACUCUGAAGAGGAGAAAGCUAAGAAGGCUGACCCUAAAAAGAAAACGACAACAAAACACGAGGACGCUAAAAAGGUUGAAACCAAGAGUGAAGAACCCAAACUAAAGAAGGAAGAGCCAAAAGAGGGAAAGAAAGUUGAAGAAUCGAGUGACGUUGAGGAAGUUAAAGAAAGCGUUGAGAUUAAAGAACCCGCUUCAGAUAUAUUUGGCGAACUCUUCACUGAGAGUCCUACAGUAGCAGUUAACAACCAGAAUGCUCUUGAUAAUCCUAAUUUAACAGACAACUGGGACGAUUCUGACGGAUAUUACAGAGUGCGUAUAGGGGAGAUCCUGGAUAAGAAAUACCAAGUGUACGGUUACACAGGACAGGGUGUAUUCAGUAACGUGGUCCGUGCACGUGACACUACCAAGGGAGACAGCGAGGUCUGUGUCAAGAUCAUCAGGAACAAUGAAAUUAUGGAGAAAUCAGGACAGAGAGAAUUGGAAGUGUUAGCACGACUGAGACAAGCAGACCCAGACAGCAAAUAUCAUUGUCUGACCUUGUACCGGUCCUUUACGCACAGGAACCAUUUGUGUCUUGUAUUCGAAUCUCUCAGCAUGAACCUACGAGAGGUUCUGAAGAAGUACGGUAAAGACGUGGGUUUACACAUUAAAGCUGUUAGAAGUUACAGUCAACAGCUCCUCUUUGCACUGAAGCUAUUGAAGAAAAACGGAAUACUUCAUAUGGACAUUAAACCAGAUAAUAUCUUGGUAAGCGAGAACAAGCUCCAGUUAAAGCUGUGUGAUUUUGGCAGUUCUUGUUACGCUAACGAGAUCGAGGCGACACCAUAUCUAGCCUCCAGAUUUUACAGAGCCCCUGAAAUUAUUUUGGGUAACAGGUACGACUAUAACGCUGACUUGUGGGCGGUCGGGUGUACUUGGUACGAGCUUUACACAGGAAAAAUCAUGUUCCCAGGAAAAACGAACAAUGAGAUGUUAAAGUUAAUGCAAGAUUUGAGGGGAAAAUUCCACAACAAAAAUGUCAGAAAGGGUGCAUUCAAGGACAACCACUUCGACAACAAUAUGAACUUCCUGUACUCCGAAGUAGACAAAGUUACCGAACGUGAGAAAAUCACAGUAAUACACUCUAUAAACCCCAAUAUAGAUCUACUUCGAGUUUUAGUUGGAAAACAGAAAAAUUUAUCCGAUGAACAGAUGCGAAAAGUAACGCAGUUCAGAGACCUUCUCGACAGAAUGAUAGUUCUUGACCCAACCAAACGAAUUUCACUUAACGAUGCUCUCAGGACUCCGUUUAUUAUGGAGAAAAUGAAAUGAAAAGUAGCUGUUAGCUUCUCUCGAUUUGACGCAAUUUAUAAUUGGCUUGUUUCUGCAUAAUUUUUUAUCGAAUGCAGAAAGAUUUUGCCAAGUUUUAUGUUACAGUAAAAGUUUUUUAUUAGUUUAAAAUGUAAAGAAUGGGAUUGCAGAAGAGUUUUGUUGCUGUACAGACCAAAAAUUUUCAUAUUUUGACUUUUUGAUGGUUGAAUAAAUUGCAGUUCAGUUCUCGAAUUUCAGAGAUGACUCAACUGAGACUGUCUCAGUGUCUCAUGUUGACUGUUAUCUUUUCUCCAUAAUUGCUUUUCCAUUUUCAUUGAUGUAUUACAGUCAUA